Messenger RNA from Ilex paraguariensis (yerba mate), 173 nucleotides. Lineage: Eukaryota; Viridiplantae; Streptophyta; Magnoliopsida; Aquifoliales; Aquifoliaceae. The record is from the annotation of a GenBank genome assembly.
GGGCUCCUUCUAGUGCACUUCAAUCAGGUGGGCCAGUGAUUCUUGAACUUCCCCUUGACAAAAUUCGAAGACCACUAAUGCGAACAAGGGCUAAUGAUCCGCACAAAGUGAAGGACCUCAUGGAUAGUAUCCGUGAAAUCGGGCUUCAAGUACCCGUAAGGGCGCAAUCCUAA